CCACCACCGCACAUCCAGCGGCUACUAUAAUAAACCAGUUGCGCUGGUGACACCGACAGCACAUGCGUUGGCAUAUUCCUUGCAAUACGAAAAUCAGCGGCAUUUCCUAUUUUAAGACCUCUGUUCUUUCCCUUGCGCACCAACAGUCCCUCCGGCGACGGCGGCGAGGCGGGCGAAUUGGCAUCCUUCCUCCUCGACUCGACGCGCGCGUAAUCCGAGUCUUCACAGAUCACCUUCAAGAGGACAAGAUGUUGUGGCGCACAAUUCGCAGUAUGGAGGUGAUGGCGCAUUCUUCGAAUUUCCUUCUUCCGAAACUGCAUCAGCCUGCCAAGGCUCCAGCAAACAACUAUACUCUGGUUGUUCUUAACCAGCAGCUUCCACGGUUCAUGCCUCGCCUCUGGGCUCAAGCAAAGAUGAGAAUAUGUGCUGAUGGUGGAGCCAAUCGUAUUUUUGACGAGAUGUCUCAAAUGACAAAUGACCUGGACAGAAAUAGGUAUAUUCCAGAAAUAAUUGAAGGGGACAUGGAUUCUAUAAGGCCAGAAGUGAAAAGAUAUUACUCUAGUCAGGGAUCCAAAAUUUCUGAUAAAUCACAUAACCAAGAGACAACAGAUCUGCACAAGUGUAUUUCCAGUAUCCGCCAUCGCACACCUAAUCAUGAAAAGCCUAAUCUUUGUGUUCUUGUUACUGGAGCACUUGGAAGGUUUGAUCAUGAGGCUGCAAAUAUCAAUGUUCUCUAUGCGUUCUCGGACAUGCGGAUUGUCCUUCUGUCCGAUGAUUGCUUGAUCCAACUUCUUCCCAAAACGCAUCACCAUGAGAUCUAUAUUGAGUCGUCUGUAGAAGGACCACAUUGUGGAAUUUUUCCUAUUGGAGCACCAUCUACAAGCACUACAACCACUGGCCUCAAGUGGAACCUGAGUGAUGCAGAGAUGAGAUUUGGGAGCAUGAUAAGCACAUCCAACAUUGUGGAUUCAGAUAAAGUUACUGUGCAGUCCGAUGCAGAUCUUCUGUGGACAAUUUCUCUUCGAAAUCUGACCUGAAGAGCAUCCACUUAAUUGGAAUUGUCUGCCGUGUUUCCUUUUUGUAAAAUCUUUGUUGAUCUUGUAUGCUAUCAGCUCGGCUCUUGUACAGUGCAGCUGUGUUUAUGCUCAUAAGUUGUUAUGUAUCUGAUAAACAAAGGAUAUCUUGUGGCUCAUGGUUGAAACAUCUGUUGUCAGAUAGAUGGAGACCUGCCAGAUUAUCAUAAGGAUGUUGUCGUGGAAUUGUCA
Messenger RNA from Triticum aestivum (bread wheat), 1265 nucleotides. RefSeq names its product thiamine pyrophosphokinase 2. The transcript is spliced from 7 exons. NCBI's taxonomy places the organism in Eukaryota, Viridiplantae, Streptophyta, Magnoliopsida, Poales, Poaceae. Gene Ontology annotation, biological process: thiamine metabolic process; thiamine diphosphate biosynthetic process. The record is from RefSeq and is a predicted model, not a curated record. The coding region runs from base 63 to 1037 and encodes 324 amino acids. Gene Ontology annotation, molecular function: thiamine binding; thiamine diphosphokinase activity; ATP binding.